Molecule: messenger RNA, 1541 nt
Organism: Erythranthe guttata (spotted monkey flower)
Lineage: Eukaryota; Viridiplantae; Streptophyta; Magnoliopsida; Lamiales; Phrymaceae
Product: glycine-rich protein
Source: RefSeq, a predicted model, not a curated record
UAAUCCUCUCUCUCUCUCUCUCUCUCUCUCUCUCUCUCUCUCUCUCUACAUUUGAUCGUACUUUUAGUUCUCGUUCAUUCCUCUACGCUCUGGUGGUUUAUUGUCGAUUUCUUCGUCGUCGUUAUCAGAGAGGAUUCCGAGGUUUCCGUUUUAUCAUCUUAUGUUUGCUGAAAAGUAUUAGUGAAAGGAAGCUCGUAGUCUUUUAUCGGUAGGGCUACAAGGAAUAGGGUAGAAGCAAACAAGAAAUGCAGGGAGGUAGAAACCCGUUUGGUGGUUUUGGCGACCCUUUUGGUGGUUUUGGCGACCCUUUUGGUGGAUUUGGUGCACCUUUUGGCGGUUUUGGUGCCCCUUCUGGCGGUUUUGGUGCCCCUUCUAGUGGUUUUGGAGGUCGAAGGAGUCUAAUCCCUAACUUUUUCGGGGGCAGGAAUCCAUUUGAUGAUCCCUUUUUCACGAGCCCCUUUGGAAAUGUGUUUGAGUCGAGCUUUUUCGGCCCUACUGGAGUUCCAUUUAUGGGUCCACAUACGCCUGGUUUUAAUCCGCAUACCACUGGUUUUAAUCCUCAUACUACUGGUUUCGAGCAUCAGCCUCCACAACCCAAUCAGUCGAGGGGACCAAUAAUCGAGGAGCUGAACUCUGAUGAUGAGAAAGACGAAGAGGAAAGUGGGAAGGAGAAAAAAGAGAAUCCAAGAAAACAUGGAAGACCCACCAAAGAGCCUUAUGUGGUUGACCCAGACGAUGAGGCUACUGAGAAAAGGAGUAGACAUAUGACUCGCAGGAAUGAUAUGAACCAGAUGCAUUAUGCGAGGUCGCAGCCCCAAACGCGUAGCUUCACCUUUCAAAGCUCGUCUGUAUCUUAUGGUGGUGCAAAUGGUGCGUACUAUACUUCUUCUAGUACAAGAAGAACAGGCAGCGAUGGGUUGACAUUUGAAGAAUCCAAAGAAGCCGAUUCGUCCACUCGUCAAGCUACUCAUAGGGUCUCGAGGGGUAUACACGACAAGGGUCAUUCUUUCACUCGGAAAUUGAAUUCAGAUGGUCAUGUGGACAUGAUGCAGACUCUGCACAAUCUUAAUGAAGAUGAAUUGGGUGGUUUUGAGGAAGCGUGGAAAGGGAAUGCUAGAAAGCAUCUCCCGGGAUGGAAUGGAGAAUUUGCUAGUCAAGAUGUUUUAGGGCAUAGAAGCGCCGGUCAGCGGCCUAAUAAUACAAGGCACCUGGCACUUCCUUCUACUGAAAGAUCAACACGUGUUAGAACAAAUGGACCUGGUUCGACUAGUCAAGCUAAUAGGCGCUAAUAAUUUGGAGAGAAAUCUCUUCGUCUUGAGAUCUUUACGUACGUGUUAAAUUACGAAAUCGAAUCUUGAAAUAGGACAAGUCUGAGUUGGCAUAUUAUGCAGUAUCAUCUAAUAUUUUACCGUUUGGACACUUUUGUGGUAUGAGGCAAUUAGUAUCAUGUAUAUUUUUAUUGAUUUCAUCUUUUGAUCUUUUGGGUUUUCUGUGUUUGCCACAUUUUAUUGGUUUAGAAAGAAGCUUAUGAAAUUAAGAAA